This is a messenger RNA of Perca flavescens (yellow perch), 2961 nucleotides long. RefSeq names its product von Willebrand factor A domain-containing protein 7. The transcript has 17 exons. The record is from RefSeq and is a predicted model, not a curated record. Lineage: Eukaryota; Metazoa; Chordata; Actinopteri; Perciformes; Percidae. Bases 1 to 2961 code for a protein of 986 amino acids.
AUGGGGGUCCUGUGUUUGGGUUUGAGGAUUAUCUGUGUGAAGUUUGCACACUCACACCUGGGUCUGCUUCAUUUUCCACCAGGAAAGAGUAAACUAGCAGAGACGGAGGAGUUGGGACAGUUGAGACAGUAUCAAUCCAAAUUUCUUCCUUCAACUUCAUCGUCCUCCAGCCUGUCCUCCAUCAUGGCUGCCAGACAGACAGUCAUGUUCCUGGCGGUGGUCUUCCCCCUGUCAGGCCUCAUUCAAGGCUUUCAACCACUCUUCUCAUUUCAUGGGAAGUCCACCACUCACCGUGACAUCACACAAAGGGCGGUCCUCAGAAAGACAGCUGAGGUCUGCAGAGACAUUGCUGCCUCUAAAGGACGGGACUUCAGCCUGACUAUUGAUGACAGCCUGUCAGCUGAUAAGGUGCAAAGGGCCUGUUCCUCUACAGGUACCUCCUCCUCUCUCCUUUCAACUGUCAGGUUCCAAACGUCCAUCGCUAAUAUGUACUUCAGCAACGCAGCAGUGGACGUUGUUUUUGCGCUAAGUGAGGAGUAUCAUUUUGAUGAUGAGACCUUCGAGAGAGGACGGGACGUCAUCACAGCAGGUGUGGCUGCCGUUAAGGCCAGUGUAAAGCUGGAGAACUUUGUCGCAGGGAGGUGGACUCUUGGACGAGUCUGUCACACCUUACAGGACUUCUACAGCCACAGUAACUGGGUGGAGCUGGGGAAAACCACACCUUACAGCACUCUAAUCAAACCAGACCAACUUCUUGAGAAUCUGGCAGGACUAAGCACUCCAACCUGUAGAAACUGUACAGGAGGGAACUGUGACAACAACCUUCUGCCUGACCUGCUGCAGCAGGGGCUUCUCACUUCAGGCUACUUCAACGUCUUCUCCUCAGCAAAACCUGCAGGUAAAUGCAGCCACGGUGGAACAUUUGACCAGACAAGCAGACAGGAGCCAGUGGGAGGCAUCAACAAGGACGACGUUGGGUCCAGUCAUGGCUCACUUCACCACAAAGCAGCUGAUUUGGCUGUGAAUGCCACUAUGGAGUUACUGGAGGACAUCAGAGUAGCUGUCGGAGACAAGAACUUCCUGCGAUUGAUAGGCCUGUCCCAGUCCUCUGUGCUGUGUUUUGUCAUUGACACCACAGGCAGCAUGAGCGAUGACAUAGCCGAGGCAAAAAGAGUUUCCUUCAACAUCAUUGACAGUAAGAGGGGAACCCAGCAGGAGCCCUCCGCCUACAUAUUGGUACCUUUCAAUGACCCAGGUUUUGGACCUCUGAUGAUAACAACCAAUGCAGACGUCUUCAAAGACAGCAUCAACAAGCUGACGGCAAUGGGAGGAGGAGACAUCCCAGAGUUGUGCUUGUCUGGACUGCAGCUUGCCCUGACUGCUGCUCCACAAUCGUCUGAGAUCUUUGUGUUCACUGACGCUCCAGCUAAAGAUGCUCAUCUGAAAAGCACCAUCCUUGCCCUUAUAGAGAGCACCAAGUCUGUGGUAACUUUCAUGUUGACAGAAGUCCUGGCCAGUCGACGGCGCCGCAGAAGCCCUCAGGGCGUAAGUUCACGUGAAAUGAGCCAAUCAGACACCCAGCUGUACCGUGACCUAGCCCGAGCCUCUGGAGGCCAGGCCAUUGAGGUCACCAAGUCAAGCCUUUCUCUGGCCACAGUUGUUAUAGAAGAUUCAUCAGCCAGUGCUGUGGUAGUGAGGAAUCCUGGAAGGCCUGAUCAUUUUACCUUUACUGUUGAUGGAUCACUAAGGAACAUUACUGCCUACAUCACAGGAGCCUCAUCUCUCACCUUCAAUCUCACCAGCUCCACAGGUGUCUCUCAGAGUUCCAGCCAGUCCAGUGGUCCUCUGGCAUCCUUCACCACAGUGGGAAACCUACGUCGUAUAAGCCUUAACACUGACAACCAAACAGGAUCAUGGAAAAUCAGUGUUGACUCUAACAACCUCUACUCCGUUAAGGUUACAGGAAGUGACACGGUUAAUGUCACAGAGGUCACUCUGUGUGACAGCUCAGGGCCAACAGAGGUCAACGGAUCACUGCAGUCGGUGGGAAGUGGUAACUUCCUGGUGACAUUCAGUGGAGUGCCAGCAGGGGACUUUGUGCUUCGCCUGAGAGGAGAGGACAGUGGCUCCACCUCCAGGUCAACACUGAGCAGCUUCCAGAGACAAGCCUCCACACAGAUCAAGACCUCCAGCAUCUCUGUGACUGCCCAAGCCAACAACACCAACAUAGAACCAGGCUCCACCAUCUCCAUUCCUUUCACAGUCGCCACAACCACCAACGGAGUUGUUAACGACUCUGCAACCGGGACAUUCACAGUGCGAGCCAACAAUGAUCGCAGCUAUACUUUGACUUCACCCAGCAGGGUCACCAUAGCGGCGGGCAGUGGAGGCAAAGCCAACGGCACCGUGACCUUAACAGCACCAGCCAGUGCUGCAUCAGGAACAGACGUGACCCUUACCAUUGAGGCAGAAAAUGCAGCUGCCACUGACAUCAACUACGCUGUACUCAGGUUGUCUGUGGCUGCCAAGGUGACAGAUAUUACCCGCCCAGUGUGCCAGGUAGUCAGUUCAUCCACCAGCUGUCCAUCCUCUUCAUCGCUCUGUGCUUCCUCCCAGUGGAAAUUUAUCGCUAAUCUCACCGAUGGCAUCAAUGGAACUGGCAUUGAGAGCGUCACUAUCCGCCAAGGGAACGGAACCCUCAAUACCAGCACAGUGGCUGGAGCAGGGGGGGAGAACAUCACAGUGGCACACUACAGCAGCUCCUGCUGUUCACAGAAUGUAGAACUGGCUGCUGUGGACAGAGUAGGAAAUGUGGGGACAUGUGUCGGACAGGCUAGAGAAUCUACUACGGCUGCCCCUACGACUACAGCUGCAGUUAACACAACAUCCACUGGAGGGAACACUUUAAUCAUAUCACACUGUCUCUGGAUCAGUGUUGUGGUUUCUGUCCUUUGGAAGUAA